AUGACGGGCUACAGAUCUGGCGCUGCCAUUGCUGAGUUCUGGGCCCAUUGCGAAGCCCUCGAAGCGUGGAAGGACCACCCGUGCCUGACAAACUCGGGCAUUCCAAGAGACCGAUUGUUGCCGUCACUCGGCGCCGAGUUCUACAACAAGACAGAGUUUCUCAUUGCCCAAGUGGUUGGGUGGUCACUUCGCCAGGCGGCGAGGGGUGAGGCGCCCGCUACUGGUUGUUUUGGGGAAACGCUUGAAGGAGAUCGCGCCAAAAUGGCUGGGUCUGAGCUAGCGCUGGGGUGGAGAGCAUGUUACUUUGGAUCAAAGUACGAUGCCAAGGCAAGAAAGGAGAUCAACCAAUUUCCUCGGUCGUAUUUGCACAGUCUGAUUUGUGAAACCUGUUUAGCCCAAAAGAAGCACAAGAAUUGGAUUCCAGAGCUCACCUACAAAAACUUCUAUGCUUCUGCUGGUCAUCGGCUGACGAAAAUCAGUCUUA
Messenger RNA from Durusdinium trenchii, 484 nucleotides. NCBI's taxonomy places the organism in Eukaryota, Dinophyceae, Suessiales, Symbiodiniaceae. The record is from the annotation of a GenBank genome assembly.